Molecule: messenger RNA, 1542 nt
Organism: Ipomoea nil (Japanese morning glory)
Lineage: Eukaryota; Viridiplantae; Streptophyta; Magnoliopsida; Solanales; Convolvulaceae
Exons: 1
Coding region: 1-1542 (513 amino acids)
Source: RefSeq, a predicted model, not a curated record
AUGGCCUUUAAGUUACCGGGCGACUUCAAGUUCCUGGAGCAAGCCACGUUCGAUGGGUCGGGCGAUCCGCGAGAACAUCUACUGAGUUACCAAGCUAAGAUGCAAGUCUUAGGAGUACGGGAUCCGGUCAUGUGCCGUGCCUUCUUACCCACGCUGAAGGGGUCCGCCCAAAGGUGGCUUGUAGGACAGCCCCCAAGGUCGAUUCACAGCCUCAAGGAGUUGGCAGACCGCUUCAUGAGCCACUAUGCCGCUAACAUCAAGCCACAGAAGGAUCUGACACACUUAGGCGACAUCCAUCAGGAUGAGGGCGAGUCCUUAAAAGCCUAUCUAGCUCGCUGGCAAAAGGAGAUCCAGUCGAUAGAAGAAGUGGAGGACCAAACAGCGCUCACCUUCUUCAUUGAAUCUUUGCGGUCUGGACAGCUGUAUCGAGACCUAAGGGACAACCGCCCGGCGACAUACGCGGAAGCUAUCCAGAUGGCCAACAAGAGGGCCAACACAGAGCAGGCUAUGAAGCAUAAACGGCAGCGCGAGGUCGGUGGGUCCGCCAGCGGAAAAAGGACGCGGGCCGAGACGAGAAAAAGGCGCUCGGAUGUAGCCCGGCGACCCGAGGUCAGGCGACCGUAUGACCGCCCCGUCGUUCACACCUAUCGACCGGUUCCAGAGCGACCGGUCCACGAAGUACAAGCGGUCGCCCCGCCUCCGCCUCCGCCGAUUGACGACCGUGCAGCGGAUGAGGAUACUGGUAAGACUUCUAAAUAUUGUCGCUAUCACAAAUCUUAUACUCACAGCACGGAAGAAUGCUUCUAUCUAAAGAAGAUCAUGGAGGGGAUCAUCCAGCAAGGGACACCGCCCCCUAACCAAUGGAAGCGAAGGUCGACCAGUCGAGGAGACGAGGGGCUUUCCGCCGACGCAGAAAACAGCCGAGGCAAGCAGCCGGCCUCUGAGGAGGACGAAGCCCAAUGGCGCCAGAAACCAGUCAUUAACAUGAUAGUUGGUGGGCCAGAGGGCGGCGAUUCUGCGAACACCCGAAAAGCCUGGGCUCGGCAACUAUAUGUCGGAACAGUCUAUGGCCGAGAGGAGAGCUCCAAAAAGAUAUGCCGGGAGCCCAUCAUGUUCACCGAUAAGGACCUGCCAGCCGGGGAAACCCCGCAUCGAGACGCGUUGGUCAUCGCCAUGGACAUCAACGGUGUGGUCGUUCGCCGAAUCCUGGUCGACACCGAGAGCAACGUCAACGUACUGUACCUAGAGACCUUUACCAAGAUGGGGCUGACCCGAGAACAGCUCAGACCAGUGAACACCCCUCUCGCCGGCUUCACCGGGGACUCGGUGGAGGCGGAAGGGUCCAUCACUCUCCCUGUGGAGAUCGGCAGCUAUCCGGAUGUACAAAAAGCUGAGCAUGAAGUUUAUCGUGGUCGAUCUAGCUUGCUCACACAACGCCAUACUCGGCCGCCCGGGUUUGGAAGACCUCGGGGCCCUGAUCUCAAUCGAACAUCUAUGCCUAAAAUUUCGAACGCCGAGCGGAAUAGGAACGGUGCGUUGUGA